Molecule: messenger RNA, 225 nt
Organism: Dicrocoelium dendriticum
Lineage: Eukaryota; Metazoa; Platyhelminthes; Trematoda; Plagiorchiida; Dicrocoeliidae
Source: the annotation of a GenBank genome assembly
AUGUCCGGAUUCUUGCCUGUCAUAGUGGUCUUGCUUGCCGCUAGCAUAUUUAAGAUGUUACCGGAGCAACAACAAGCACAGGUUAUGGAAAAAGCAGAAAUGUUCCGGCAGCGAGUGCACCGUUUUUUGCAACAUGAUGAGAUUGGCGUGAAACUAACCGAGUCUGCUGCAGCUGUCAAAGGCCUUACAGAUGCUAGUGAGUUAAAUCAACAAAUAUCACAAUAA